AUGCCGUCUCUCUUGCGGACACUCCUGCUGGGAAUUUUCCUGGCAAGUUUGACCAGCGGCCAGAUUACUAGUCCGAACUAUCGCAUUGACGUUCAUUCUCAUGCCAUACCAAGCAUUUGGAAGGAUGCAAUGACUGCAGCGGGCUUUCAAGUAAAAAACGGCACUUUGUAUAAUGACGGUGUUCCUGUACCUGAUUGGACUCUGGACUCGCACAUUAGUGCCAUGGACACCCUUGGGGUUAAUUAUUCGACCAUCAGCAUCACUGCGCCUGGCGUUUCCUUUGUCAAGAACGCUGGCAAGGCCAAAUUAUUAGCCCGCAGCAUCAAUCUCAUACUUCAUGAGUACACUCAGGCUCACCCAACUCGACUCGGGGCACUCUGUCUCUUGCCUCUCCCUCACGUUAAUGAAGCGAUAGAGGAGCUGAAAUUUUGCUUAGACUCCCUCAAAUUCGUCGGCGUGGGCCUUUACACCAACGCCAACGGUGUGUACCUUGGUGACCCCGCACUUGGCCCUGUCUUCGCGGCCUUAGAUGCCCGCAAUGCCAGCGUGUUUGUUCAUCCAGCCUCUCCGACCUGCACAUCUGUCGCCUUAGGCUACCCUAUGCCGAUGACGGAAUACCCUUUUGACACUGUCCGUGCCAUAGAGAAUCUGCUACUAACCGGCCAGCGUGCGCAAUAUCCGGGCCUCAAGAUGAUCUUCGCACACGGCGGUGGUGCAAUACCCUAUCUGGCCACCCGCAUUGCCGGCAUCGCAACGCUUUCCUACGCCGGUGGGCUAGCAUUCACUGAAACUAUGGCGCAACUUACUGGAUAUUAUUUUGAUAUCGCUAGGGCAACCUCUGCUAUCCAGCUUACGGCCCUGAAGAGUUUUAUUGGGGCCAACAAACUUGUGACUGGAACUGACUAUCCCUAUGUUCCCCUGUCACAAGCACAGUCGGGCUUAGCUGGGGUCCAGGUAAAUGGUAAUUUUACCGAUGAGGAGAUGGGCUACAUCAAGUACCAGAAUGCUUUGGAAAUAUUUCCACGGAUUGCCAGUGCUUUGCAGCGGAGGUGA
This is a messenger RNA of Penicillium canariense, 1053 nucleotides long. RefSeq names its product amidohydrolase family protein. Gene Ontology annotation, biological process: secondary metabolic process. The record is from RefSeq and is a predicted model, not a curated record. Lineage: Eukaryota; Fungi; Ascomycota; Eurotiomycetes; Eurotiales; Aspergillaceae. Bases 1 to 1053 code for a protein of 350 amino acids. Gene Ontology annotation, cellular component: cytoplasm. Gene Ontology annotation, molecular function: carboxy-lyase activity; hydrolase activity. The transcript has 3 exons.